Daucus carota subsp. sativus is the source of this 1431-nucleotide messenger RNA. RefSeq lists its product as uncharacterized. The transcript is spliced from 3 exons. Bases 155 to 910 code for a protein of 251 amino acids. Lineage: Eukaryota; Viridiplantae; Streptophyta; Magnoliopsida; Apiales; Apiaceae. The record is from RefSeq and is a predicted model, not a curated record.
CAUAAUACUCCCCGUCUCAAGCAUCACAAUAAGCAAUACCCCUCUCUCUCGAUAUCAAAAUCAAAUAGAUACUCCCCCCAUCUCUCUCUCCUUUCCGCUCUCGCCAGAUUGUGCUCUAAUUGAGGUGCGCUCGCUUCUUCUUCUGUUCUGGAAAAUGAAAACACUUCGACGUCUCACAAAGUCUAAGCCUCCCGUCAAGAACGAUCAAGGAGGCCGACAUGUUCACCAAGCAAAGAUUAAAUCAAAGCUGCCAUUGUCGAGUUUGAUUGCUAGAUUAAUGAGGUUUGAUGGAUUGAGAUUGCAGCGGCCAAUUCAUAGCCAAUGUAAUAGCUUUAUGGACCAAAAUAUACCGAGGUUUUCACCCGUAGCAUUACAAGUAGACAAUCACUUGCUUGACAGCGGCUCACAUAAGAAAAGGUUCAGUGACCACCCAGAGUGCAAAGACAUGUAUGAAGACAAAGCUGGGAAGUCGGGAAAUGAGAAUGGCAUCUUGAGUCGAUGUUCUACUUUUGCCAGUACUCAAAAUUAUCCCAAGCAGUCAAAAAUUGGCGGGGAGGAGCAAAAGGGUACUGAUAAAGGAACUCUGAGGAUUGUACUUCUCCAACCAAAUUAUGCAAUGGAAGGGGAUGUACGUAGCUCUUUAUCAUUACACGAUCCUUCACGUGCUAAUAUUUUUGGCAGUCGGGAAUCACAAUCUAAAGAAGCUGCCAAAAGGUUCAAUGGAGAAUUGCAAGAGGUGUUCAGUCGCAUGAGAACUGACUUUCCAUCUUAUGUUAAAGAGAUACCUGGGACAGGGGGCCUUCAUGACUUCUCUGGAAUUGAGUCAGCAAGUGAUUCAGAAGUAAUAAAAAUAACAUCCUCUACUCAACAGAAUCGUUUAUUAGCUGGCAGGCAAAGAAGAUACUGUUGAAUAGGUGGAGAAGGGCUCAGAGGUAUCAACAUGCGAGAAAUAUAGUCCUUUGGGUAUUAGCAGUGCAGAUGGAUGGAAGGACAAGUAAUCAAAAGUAAACCAAGAUCAAGAUCACUUCCUCCUCGUGGUACCAGAAAUGAGAAACCAAAUGCAAAACGCCAAUACCACACUGAUGACAAGUUGCUAAUGUCUAAAGAGGCCAGAUAUCUGAGUCAAAGUGAUGGAGUGCAUGGAAAUUUGACUGAGAAAGAAGAAUUUUCAUCCAAAACUUCAAGAUCCAGCAAGAGAAAAUCACAGUCUCGGCACAGACGUGCCUCUGAGAAUUCCGACCAUAUUAAUCGUGACGAUUUAGACCUUGUACAGAAAGAUUCUCCAGAAGAAAAGCCUAUAGUUCUGUAGUAUUAGCCUGCAACAUACAAAGCUUUUUUCUUUGGUUUGAACCACUUGUAUACAGAUAUUCCAAUAUCCCUAUGACCCUAUCCCUUACUUGUAACAGUCCCGGAUUUAAACAUUUACUAACU